Molecule: messenger RNA, 648 nt
Organism: Triticum turgidum subsp. durum (durum wheat)
Lineage: Eukaryota; Viridiplantae; Streptophyta; Magnoliopsida; Poales; Poaceae
Source: the annotation of a GenBank genome assembly
AUGGCGGACGAACCAUCCGCCAAGAGUCAUCAUGGCGAGCCGUCGGACAAGAGCAACGACCUCAUCGACGUUCACGUCCCCGGUGAGAAGCGCGAGUACACGAGAACCCUCACAGGGGUUGAGCUCCACGGCAAAGAGACACUGGAGAUCGUCUGCACCAGCGAACCAGACAAGGCCGACGAGGUGAUGAGCAGGCUCAGGAUGAAGGGCGGCGGCUUGUAUCCGAGCUUCAUCGGAGUUGAUGUGGAGUUCACCAGGGAUGAUGAACCUCCACAGAUGGCGGCAGUCUUGCAGUUGUGCGUCGAGGAACUCUGCUUGGUUUACCACAUCGCAGCAGCCACAAAAUGGCCCAAGCGCCUCAAACAGUUCCUGCAGGAGGAGAAAUUGUACACGUUUGUUGGUUUCAGCAUUAGAGGCGACAAGCGGAUGCUGAACAGGUCUGGUUUGGAGAUCAACCCCAACAACUUCAUCGACAUGCAGCGCAAGUGGAAAGAUCCACACACCAGCAAAUACUUUGACUCCUUGGCCGAUGUUGCAGGCGGCGUCAUCCACCCAUCCUACAAAGGCAUGAAGAAUAAGAUGGACAAGGGAGAACACAAAAAAUGGGGGACCACAUCCCGCUGCCAGACAACCUCAUCAUGUACGUAG